CCCGCUGCAUGCAUGGCCGCAAUCGCACGGUGUACUGUCUGACCCGCACCGUAUUGCAAAACUGUACAAACCAACUGACCAAUUUACGACAGACAAACUCGUAAUUUCGUUCCAACAUGGUGACAAGUUGCUGUGCCGUGGGCUGCACUAAUAGGAAGACCCGAAACUCCAAGCUUCAUUUCUAUACUAUUCCGAAACGCAAGACUCCAUUUGAGCAGCGGCGACGUCAGUUAUGGUUGCAGGCUAUUGACAGGGACAACUGGCCCGAACAACAGGUAAACAGGGCCUUCCUGUGCAGUGCCCACUUCAUAUCUGGGGAAAGAUCAGAUGACCCAGACAACCCGGACUUCGUGCCUUCCAUCUUCAAUUUCAACUCAUCUCAGCCCUACGCCCGACGCCAUGGCCGCAAAGUCGGCAAGGUGAGAAAGAAUCAAGACUCGCCAGUCUCGCAUCUUGUUGCAUCUCCACUUCGAAGUACUCCCCCGCCGAGCUCGACUGCAGAACAGAGAAAGAACCCCACAUCCCACCGACAACAACCAGUCUUGUCGGUGUGUGAUGAUGAGCAUCCCAACACCGAAAACAGACUGUCACAAACGAACUCAUCUGCCGGUGUUGGCUCAGUGAAAAUCCCAUUUACCAACAAUACCCCAGUUGCUAGUCCGAAGCCCAGUGUAAAGCAACAACUCACGACAACCAAGAGGUCCAUAGACUUUCCCCAGCCCUUAGAUCUAUCAACAAAUCAGUCUCCGUCGAAACGGUCGCACCUAAAAUCGCCAAACUCUGAAGUUGGUGAACUUCAAGAACCAUUAGAUUUAAGUUCAUCUUCAUCUUCAGAUGUGAAAACUCCUCAAGGUUUUUCAGUUUCUGAAUUCGAGGAUCACAUGAGUGAAGACUGUAGUAAACCUUUGAACCUAACUACAAACCCAGCAGCAUUUAAGCAUCGAGAGUCACCAACGACCAGUUUCUUACCGACCUAUGUCGCUUCUGUCAGACGCAAAGGGUUACAGAUUUCACCGGCUCAACGUCACCAACAUUACAAGGUUGAUGAAGUGAGGGGGAUGACUUUCAAGCGAGAAAACUGUCUGUCACCAAACGGUACUUGCAAUUCCGUACGUUCGUCGGUUUCAACACCGAUAGAGGUGUCAUGCAGAGAUUAUGUGUAUUUUGAGACGUCAUCUUCUCAACCAUACCUGAUCCGACGUAUUGAAGAAUUAAACAAGACUGCAAGCGGGAACGUGGAAGCCAAAGUUGUCUGUUUCUACAGGAGAAGAGACAUACCCAGUUCCCUCAUCCAGCUUGCAGAUAAACAUGCUUUGGCCAUUGAAGAUGAACAAGAAGAGACCCUAGAGGAGCUGACGGAGAAACAGCGCCACCAGCUGAAGCACCGCGAGCUCUUCCUGUCGCGACAGCUGGAGACGUUACCAGCGACCCACAUCCGAGGGAAGUGCACCGUCACGUUACUCAACGAGACGGAAAGUCUGUUGUCGUACCUGUCCAAGGAGGAUGCAUUCUUCUAUUCCCUGGUCUACGAUCCCCAGCAGAAAACCCUUUUGGCUGAUAAGGGGGAAAUCCGUGUGGGUCCCCGGUACCAGGCAGAGAUCACACCAAAGCUUGCUGAAGAUGAGCAAGACGAGAGGGAGCUGAGCAAACUUGAGACCAAAGUCUGGAGCUCUGAGCACCAGCUUCCGGAUCGUCAGAUUGACCAGUUCCUCAUCUUGGCAAGGUCCGUUGGUACCUUUGGUCGAGCCUUAGACUGCAGUAGCUCCGUCCGUCAGCCCAGCCUUCACAUGAGUGCUGCGGCUGCAUCUAGGGACAUUACGCUGUUCCACGCCAUGGAUAUGCUGCACACCCAAGUCUACGAGAUCACCAAGGCCGUCUCAGCCCUGGUGCCCGCAGGAGGACCGGUCAUCUGCCAUGACCAGCUGGAGGAAUGGUCAGCCUCCGAGGCCAACCUCUUUGAGGAAGCCCUGGAGAAAUACGGCAAGGACUUCAACGACAUCAGACAAGAUUUUCUUCCGUGGAAAACGCUGAAGAGCAUCGUGGAGUAUUACUACAUGUGGAAGACCACGGACCGCUACGUCCAGCAGAAACGGCUCAAGGCAGCCGAGGCAGAGAGCAAACUCAAACAGGUCUACAUACCCAACUAUAACAAGCCUAAUCCUAAUCAGAUACCCAGUAAGCCCAACAUCACCCUGGGUACCCCAAUGGGCGUACCAGGAGCACCGGGCGUACCUCCAGGGGUCACACCGGGUACUAGAGCCUGCGAAAGCUGCUAUGCGAGUUCUUCCUACCAGUGGUAUUCCUGGGGUCCAGCCAACAUGCAGUGUCGUCUCUGUGCUUCCUGCUGGAUCUACUGGAAGAAAUGCGGCGGCCUCAAAAUGCCGACCCGACUGGACGGUGAUCGGCCUGGACCUCUACGUAACCGGCCUGAGCGACGACCCAAGAUGGGGACGUUUGGCAUGCAUCGUCCGUUCCGUUGCACCAUCAGUGGAUGUGGCAAGGAGUUCAAGCUGAAGGCCCACCUAGCCCGCCACUGCCAGACCGUCCACGGCCUCACCAUCCGUACCAGCGGGCCCCGGGCCCUGGGCCUCAAGACUCGCCAGGCCUUCUAUCUCUUCACCACGCCCCUCACUAGACUGUCGAGGAGCGUCUGCCCCAGCGUGCUCAACAUUCGCCAUGCUUCCCGCAAUCCGUUUGAUCCCAUCAACAUCGCGGCCAUCAAGCAAGCCUGUCAAAUGCUUAUUCCAGAAGGAGGAGAGGGCAAGCUCAAGAAAUUCAAGCCUCGUAUCUGGCCUAAGGUGGACGUGGUCGUCACGAAGCUGCAAGGAAUGUUAGAAGCCAACAGGAAAAGUGGAAAAGACAUGUCUGAGGGACGAGGCACCAGCGCCAUGGCGUCUAGCAGCCAGCAGGCCAUUUGGACCAAGGGUAGCCGCUCGGACCUGAAGGAGGCCUCGUCCAUCAGCACCAUCUCGCCGACAAUGAUGAGGAAACGGGGAUACGAGCACAGCACCUCCACCGAGGCUCCUGCCAACAAGAGGAUGCAGUUGGCCCCACAACGCCACGUUCCCAAAAGAGGUGAUGGUUCUGAAGAGAAUGGAAGCGGGGAUGCCGGAAUGCAGAUUGAGGACGGGAGGAUGCUCUUCAAGAAGCGUCGACACCUGAGCUGGUUGGAUGCUCCAGACGAUGUAUACUUCCACGCUGAUGAGAACACCAGGAAGCUGCGCAAGCAACUGGCCAUCAUUGCCCAGAAACGCUUGGCUCGGCGCCCCUGGAAGAUCAUACCUCAGACCAAUCGGAUGGUCAGCAAAGUCCGAUCGGCCGAAACUAUCGUCAUUGACUGAGCCAGUUGGACUCGGCAUCAAUUAAUCACAGUUUACCAAGUAAUAUCUUUCCAGGUUUUAGUUCCGAUUUGUGAAGCUGCAUCUGUGAUACAGCUCGGUUGAUAUACGGUAAACUUUUCUGUACUCCUAAGAAAAAUGGAACAAAUUUUUCUUGAAAUA
Patiria miniata (bat star) is the source of this 3500-nucleotide messenger RNA. RefSeq names its product metastasis-associated protein MTA1-like. NCBI's taxonomy places the organism in Eukaryota, Metazoa, Echinodermata, Asteroidea, Valvatida, Asterinidae. The record is from RefSeq and is a predicted model, not a curated record. Gene Ontology annotation, biological process: negative regulation of transcription by RNA polymerase II. Gene Ontology annotation, molecular function: transcription corepressor activity; chromatin binding; transcription coactivator activity. Gene Ontology annotation, cellular component: nucleoplasm; NuRD complex.